Molecule: messenger RNA, 2020 nt
Organism: Sarcophilus harrisii (Tasmanian devil)
Lineage: Eukaryota; Metazoa; Chordata; Mammalia; Dasyuromorphia; Dasyuridae
Product: UPF0488 protein C8orf33 homolog
Exons: 5
Coding region: 62-661 (199 amino acids)
Source: RefSeq, a predicted model, not a curated record
GGAAGGGAAUCCGCGGCGGACCCGGGACUGGCUGCAGGACGCACGCUGACUGGUCGCGCGCAUGGAGGCGCCGCGGCCGAAGGGCCCAAAGGGGCCGGAACGGAAGUCGGAGGCUGUCGGAGGGGGCCGCGGGGCCAACAAGAAGGGCAAGAAGCAGCCCCCGCGUCCCGGGACCGGGGCGAGCGCGCUGGGCCAUAACCGCGAUGCUGAGGAGGUAGCCGGGCUGCCCGUCAGCGGAAGACCAGAGGAUGGGGAGCAGGACGAGCAGCUGCGGCUGCAGAGGGAGCUGGACUGGUGCGUGGAACAGCUGGAGCUGGGCCUGAAGACCCAGAAAUCCAACCCAAAGCAGGCUGAGCAGGCAGCUCGGGCGGUCAAGACCCUACGAAGUCAUCGGGCCGAGUUGCCCAAGAAACGCCAAGUGAUGCGGUCCCUGUUUGGGGACUACCGGGCCCGCAUGGAGGAGGAUCGGAAAGCCGCCCUGAAGGCCAUGGAAGCGGCAGCUCGAUCAGCUCGGGUGAUCCCUGUUGAAGAGGCCAUCCGAAGGAAGAGUAGCCGGAUCUGCAGGCAUCGCCCGGGUGGAAGGAUGAAUUCUGUGUCUCUUCCAGAGGAAGAAUUUAAGUUUAACUUUAUUUUAUCCCCUGCUCAUCAGGAAUCCCCCUGAUUUCUGCCAGAAAAGCUGCUGUCACUACCACUGCCAACACAAUUUAGGGGCUGGAGAGAGUAUCAGAAAGGUUUGGGAAAUUCAUCUGAUGGGCAUCAGAUACAUGAUCAGGAUGGCUCAGACUGCCUGUUUUUCAGAUGUGUGGUCAUUGUCACUGAAGCCCUUACUUGACACAUGGAGGUUAUCAGGCUACUUGUGGAGUAAAUAUGUAGUUGCCCUAUCUUGAAUUCCUUAAAGACGGAUGAAGUUAGUCUGUACCAUGCCCUGAUCAGAGAGUGAAGAUGGAGGCAACUGAAGCUGCUUGAAAAAGAGGCUGCUUUGGUGCCUCUAUUUAUUAGUAGGAAAGAGGUCUUCAGUAAAAUCUUCCCUUCCAACUUUCUUAUCUGAGUGUCUCUUUGGAACAGUACCAUGGGUUACAGAAGAGUAUUUAUUGGAUGGAUUUUAGAUUUAUUGGGACAGCAUGGCUUAGGGGCCAUCAGUCACAGGGUGUCUCUAAAAGAUUGUAUAACCCUUUUUUCACAAUCUAAAUGCCCUCACACUCUCUCUCAAAGGAAAAUCCCAUAGUUUUCUCCUUGGGUCAGGAUUUGGGGCAAGGCUUAUCCCAUGGGAGUUUUGCACUUAUGAGUUUCCUCAUUAAACUGUUUUUAAGAAUUUAGAAGAUUAAAGGUGGCACUCUUGCUCCAUUUUGGUCAGUCAGCAAGCUUUGACCAAAUAUCUACUAUUUUGUUAGAUCUAGGCUAAGUUCUGGGAACUUACAGACAAGAAUGAAAAGACUUCUGUUCUUAAGGAGCUUUAUUCUCUUGGUGGAAGCAAAAUAUCCAUACAUGAAUAUCUAUGAAGUAAAAAUGAAUCAGGUUGGGGGUAGGGAGUGGGGUGAUGUGUUCAUUUGUCCAGUUAUUGGAAUUGGAUCGUGUGGCAAUGUGGUUUCUUUUUGCCACCAGUUAUUGAUCCACCAUCACUUCUUAGAUGUGCCACUUGUUCCCCUUAUUUUGCCUUCUCUAAAGGUUUUUUGUUUUUACCCUCAUUGUAUGCUUUAAUUUUGGGGAAGACAGGAGCCAGCUGAUUAUGUGGAUUUUUACUCUUCCUGACUUUUUUCUCCCCUCUCAAGCAAUUAUCUUUUAAAAAUAUUUUAUUUUUCCAAAUACAUGCAAAGACAGUUUUCGACAUUUACCUUUGCAAAACCCUGUGUUCUAAAUCUUCCUCUCUUCCCCACACUCUCUCCCCUAGACAGCAAGCAAUCCAAUAUAGGUUAAACGUGUGAUUUUGGAAGAUUCUUCCAAACACAUUUCCAGAUUCAUCUUGCUGCGCAAGAAGAAUCAGAUCAAAAGGGUGAAAAAACACAAGGAAGAAAAAAAAAAA